AUGGAUCUGAACGAGCUCCCGCCAGAUUUUGAUUAUGAUUUUCUAGAUGAGUCAGAAGCAAAUCCUUCCAACAAUGAAGGUCCUAAUGGUGAUGGUAUUGGUGCUAUUGGCAACAAUAUAGCUGUAGAUGCACCUACAAUGGAUGUCAGCAACGAUGAAGGUCCUAAUGGUGAUGAUAUAGGUGCUGUUGGCAACAAUAUAACUGAAGAUGCACCUACAAUGGUUGAUAACACCCAAGAUGUGGCUGUUGCGGAGGAUAUUUGGUCCACACUUCCUGUGCCGUACACUGGGCAGACAUUUGGCACUAAGCAGGAGGCAAGAGCGUUUUACAACUCAUAUGCAAGAAGAAUUGGGUUCUCAGUUCGUACAGGCACUUCGCGGCUAUCUGGUCCAGCAAGAGAGCAAAAGAAGGUGAUGUUUGUUUGUAACAAGGAAGGGCAUGGUAGAAAGGGGAAAGAGGAAGUACCUCCUGCUGAAUCUGAUGAUAGCAAUUAUGAGAUUGGAGAAUCUGAAACUGAGAAUAACAAUGAGGGAAAGGGCAAUGCAGACAUUGAUAAAAAGAAGCAGCUGGAUGGUGGGAGGAAAAGAAAGAGGGAAAAAAUGUUGCAUACAGAUUGCAAAGCAAGAAUGGUUGUUAAGAUGAUUGGUGAUAGGUGGCAUGUGAUCUAUUUUGCUCCAGAUCACAACCAUGACCUUGUUGUAAAACCUUCCCUGAAGAAGUUCAUGAGAUCUCACAAAGGCAUCCCUAGGGAGAAAAAGGAAUUUAUUGCCUUGUUGCAUGGUUGCAAUUUAAGCACUGGGCGCAUCAUGCAACUUAUGAACGAGUUCUAUGGGUCUGCGCAGCUAGUUCCAUACGAAGGGAAGGAUGUUGGAAACUUUCACUCCACCAUUCGGAAAACAGAAAAGUAUCGGGACAUACAGGAGAUGCUGGACUACUUUAAAGAACUAGAGAAAGAAGAUCCUAAGUUUUUCUACAAGAUUAGGCUUGAUGGACCUGUUUUGGCUGCAAAUGCUAAGCUGGAAGAUGACUUCAAAGAGUGCUCAAACCACACAGUGAAUCCUGCUGAACUUGAAGCAAAAUGGGCAGCAAUGAUAGAAAAAUUCUCUAAAGAGUUUGAGAAGACAGCUGAAUAUGACGUGAGAUCGGGAAGUGAAUUCCAAUACUAUCUGGUGCCCAACAACAACUUUGUUUAUGGAUACGGAAAAAGAACAUAUCUUGUGACAGCGAUUGAGGAUGAGGGCAGCUAUUACUGUGAGUGUAGCAAGUAUGAUAGGGAUGGGAUAAUAUGCUGUCACAUUAUGAAGAUAAUGACAAGACUUGGUGUAAAGGCAAUACCUGAUCGCUACAUAUUGAAAAGGUGGACACAAGAAACAUGUGAUGCAACUGAAACUGCUGAUCCUAGUGCGCAUGUGGAAGCUGACUAUAUAGCCCGUGGUAUGCCACUUAGCAAUAGGAAGACCUUGUGGUUCACCAAUCUGUCUACUACGUUUGCAAGGUUGCCUGCUAAAGGGUGUGAAUCUAGAGAAACUUAUACUCUUGUCGAUAUUCAUAUCAAGGAGAUGCGCUCUGCACUUGAUGAAAUUAAGAGAAGAAAAAGACCAAGUGCACACAGGGGGUGCGCAACAACUCAGCCCCCUAAAGCAGCUGAUGUUGCUAUUUCUGCAACUGAAAAUGCGACAGGGAUACAACCUACUUCUGCUGUUGCUAAUGAAAACAUUGUUGCAACUACAGGACUUUUGCCAGCAUUACCAUUAGAAGUUGGUGAUGGCGGUGGGUCUCCUGGCAUUCCUACUGCUGCUGCAAUGUCAGACCCUGUCGGCAACCCACCAAGGUCAAAGGUGAAGGGGCGUAAGAAGGAGAAAAGGCUAAAAAAAGGUAUGAAUGAAGAGGCAAAGAAGAAGAACAAGUGUGGGAUCUGCAAGUCCAGUGGUUGUAGAAAAGCUUGUUGA
Molecule: messenger RNA, 1950 nt
Organism: Panicum virgatum (switchgrass)
Lineage: Eukaryota; Viridiplantae; Streptophyta; Magnoliopsida; Poales; Poaceae
Exons: 5
Coding region: 1-1950 (649 amino acids)
Biological process (GO): regulation of DNA-templated transcription
Molecular function (GO): zinc ion binding
Source: RefSeq, a predicted model, not a curated record